CGCCCGCUCUGGAGCUCCGUUCAUUCGCUGUCGAACAGCGAACACGUUCAGACACGCAGAGAGGGGAUUACCGCUAGACGCCGCAACGGCGUAGCAAAAAGCAAAAAAAUAUAAGAAAAGAAACAAAAAGAAACGCAAAAAAAAAACUAAACGCACCAACAAAGUGGAGCGCGCAACCAAUAAGCGAAAAAAUCAUCGAGCCACUCGAACACGUUGCUGCCGCAGUCGCAGUCGCUGUCGCUGUCGCCGUCUCCGUCGCCGUCUCUGCCGCCUUGCGCCUGGUGCUUGGUGCCUGGUGCCUGCUGAAUCGUCGCGUAACGUAAGCGUAUUACAAAACAAACGCCGACCCGACGACGCUGCUUCAUUGUCGCGUAAUCAGAGGCAGGCAGGCGCUGCCGACGCGCUGCGCUAGUGUUUGUGCGUGAAUUUUGAAAUUUGGCUUUUGACAAAAAAUUGCGCAAAAUACGUAUUGGCGGUGCCGCACGAGAAUCACCCGCGAGGCCCAGAGCCCUCCCAGGUGCCGCACACCUUCCACAGCUCAGGCCCCCCCACUCCCUCACCCUCCCUCCCCCUGCCUCCCUCCGUCCUGCCCAACGAAGGGACCGAAACCCGUGUGUGCGGCGGGGUUACGUAAAGCCAACCGUCGCGUCGGACAAGCGCCGUUCCGAGUUCUUACAAAACCAAACACACAAAAAAAAAAACAACCACAAAAAAGUUACGCGCACGCCCCAAAACAACAACAACAACAACAACCAAUUCAGCGGCAGCCACCAAUAAAAGGGGGGAAAACGGCAAGGAAUUUCCCAAAAAAUUUUGCCAUUUUUUUUUGUUGUUUUUCGUACGCGUGUGGCCAUAAAUUCAUUUUGGCAAACAAAAUUUCGAGAAUCCACCAAAUAAAUUCAAGCGGAAAAGCCGACACAUUUCAGUGAGUUUUUUGUAUGUGAAAGCAGGAACGGAACGAAAGAUUCUCCGGCAGUGGGUUAACGGAAAAGCAACAGCAGACGGCCAGACAGCCAGACAUCCAGACAAAGAACCCAAGCCCCCAAACCCCCCGUGAAACCAUCUCAAGCCCGCCCAUCAGCAGCAGCAGCAGCAGUGUGGCAGCACGCCCCUCAAGGAACAACAAGGAGGCGCGGUUCCGUGCAGCAGCAGCGACAGAUGCCUGCUGUCGCUGUCAAAACUUCUUCUUCAGUUCUUCGUGUUUCAGUUCCACAAAAACAGCCCAGAGCACCGCACGCGCAAAAGAUUAUUAUUCCAACGAAAUAAUCGAAUAAUCAAGUAAUCAUAUAAUAAAUAUAUGAAAUUAAGCGGAAAUAUAGCGGAAAUAUAUCGAAAAUAGCGGGAAUACUGGUGAUACAUGUUUAAUCAAAGUGAAGUGAUGUGAAGUGAGAGAUAUCGCCGCAGAUAGGAUAGAUACAGACACAGAUUGGAUAGAUUAUGUCCACUGUCUUUCCGUGCAAGGGCAAGAAAACGCGAAAACUGAGCAGGCAUUUCGUGAGCAACGAGAACUGUUGCAGCAAUCCCCCACCCCCCACCGGCCACCCGGCAGGGCCGUUGGGCAUACGUGACUGCCAGCAGGUGCAACAGCAAAGAGCAGCAGCCGCACUCGCAGUCGCAGCCGCAGCCACCUCUACGGGAAAGAUGCCUCUGUCGCAGGGCUACUGCCUGAAGCCCACGCUGGCCUCCAAGAAGCGGGUGCUCAAGGUCCUGCGGAAGGAGAACCAGCAGCAGCACAUGCAGCAGGAGAGCCUGUCGUGCCACGGCGACAGCCAUCUGCAGUGCUACCUGCCGCACGGCGACAGCAAGAACUCCCUGAAUCUGUCGUACCUCCUCGGCGAGUCCUUCGCCACGGUGGGCAGCCUCUCGAAGGCCUUCGAUGUCUACGAACUGAUCGCCAGCCGGCAGCUGGACGGCCACGUGCCGCUCGACAAGCUGGGGAUCCUGGCCAGCGCCCUGACCAACCACAUCCGCCAGAUGGGCGGCAUAGCCUCGCCCCCGAGCAGUCCCAGUGCCAGGACCCAAGCCGCCUCCCUGAUGCCCCCCUGGCUGCCCUACCAGCAGAGCACCAGCGAAGGAACAUCAGCGGGAAGUGGAGGAGCAGGAGCAGCCGAGGGACUGGCCGGCGCCAGUUCCAUGGUUCCCAGUCCCGCCCUGUCGGAGGACUUUGACCCGCUGCUCUGUCCGCUCUGCAGGGACAUCCUCCGCUGUCCGGUGACCACCAACUGCGGCCACACCUUCUGCCGGCAGUGCUGCGAGACGAUCACCCAGUGCAACAUCUGCCAGGUGAAGUUCCCCCGCGCCCAGGACGCCUCUCCGCGCGGCGGAGGCCUGCCCUCCGCCUGCGCCCUCACCACCACCACGACGGCGAGCAGCGCCGUCUCCAGCUACUACGCGGGAUUCGGUGCCGCCUCCACGAACCAGAGCCACAUCCAGGCCCAGAGCCAGAGCCUCAGCCUCGUCCCCGUCCCCAUGGGCUAUGGCCUGCGGAUGGCCAGCCAGAUGGCCGCCGCCCCCAUCACAGUGACCACCACCACAGUGGCCUCCACCACGGCGACGGCCACGACCACCAUGGCGUCCACAUCGGCGGCGGCCGCCGCCGGCAUCAUCAGCGGCUAUGCGGGUGCCUCCUCCGCGAUGAAGUUCAUGCCCGACGUCCUGGUGCGGCGCCUGGUGGAGAAGUGGUGGGGCGCCGAUCUGCAGGCCAAGGAGAUCAGCGAGAAGGCCAGCAGUUGCAUGCACCUCAACCUGCUCGACGAAGCGCUCAAGUUCUGCAACGCGAGUCUCGACAAAGCCCCCACGAACUUCAAGAGCCUCUGUCUGCGAGCGGAAGUGCUCCUCAAGCUGAAUCACUAUCAGAGUUCGCUGGCGGACAUUGAGAAUGCCCUGAGGACGCGCUGCACUUCGCCCAAGGCGCACUACUUGCGGGCCUUGGCUCUGAGUGGUCUGGGUCGACUGGAGGAUGCCUUGUACAAUGGCUUCUUGGCCAUUUGUCUCGACAAGAAUACAAAUCUCAGCAAUUCGGAAAUAUUUCAACAUGAUCUCGCCAAGAUACUGCAACGUCUCCUGGCCCAAAUGCCCAAGAAUCGAGUGUCGAUCGGUCAGGCGGCGCCUCCGGUGGUCCGCAGCUAUGCCACCAGCAGACCCGCCUAUCCCCUGCUGUGGGAGCAGGUGCGUCGCCGCAGGAAACAACUGCUCCACCAUCACCAUCUGCACCACCACCACCAUCACGUGCAUCUGGACGAUGUGGAGGACGAGUUCGGGCACUACGACAACUACAUUAUGGCUGGGGACGAGAUGGAGGAGGAGGAGGAGGUCGAGGAUCCCUCCCUGAUGGAGGGCAGGGAUCCCAGUGCCAUGCAUCUGAAUGGGGACUUCCUCUUCCCCAGUGCCCUGGACUUUAUGGACCAUCAGCGGCACGUGUACGAGCAGAAGCAGUUCGAUCUGCAGCCGCGUCGACACGGAAACAGGAAACACUGCAAGCGGAAAUGGUCAGCGGCCAUGGAUUCCCUCGUCGGGGGAGGAGGAAGAGGAGGGAUGGCCGAUCAGGAGGAUCGUGUGGAUCAUGUGGAUCAUGCGGCAGCGGAGACUGAAGAGAGUCGCCGAUGUAGUCGACUGUUUGCCAGCGUCCUGGAGCGCACGCAGCAGGAGCUGCAGCGACUGAAAAAAGUCGAAGGAUCGCUGCAGGCGCAGGCGGUCACUGCAGUGGCCGAUCGACUCCUGAUCGAUGCCAGCGACUUUGACUGCGUCCUGUGCGGCCACACGCUGUGGAGGCCGGUGGUGACGCCCUGCGGCCACACCUACUGUCUGGUAUGCUUGGAUCGUUGCAUGGAUUACAAAACCUCGUGUCCAUUGUGCUUGUCGCCACUUGUGGAAUUCAAUGUCAAUGCCAGUGCCAGUGCCAGUUCCAGUGCCAGUUCCAAUGCCAGUUCCAAUGCCAGUUCCAGUUCCAGUUCCAGUCAAAGUCAAACUCAAACUCAAACACACAGCAAUCUGUAUCAGGGCUCAUCCUCGCCAGUACCCUUUGCGCUGGCCAAGCGGCCAGUGACAAAAUUCCUAGAAGCCGCAAUGAAACGAUUCAUUCCAGACCACUACGAGGCCCGCUUCCGGCAGGAGAUCGACGAGGAGCCCUCGGUGCCGGUGUUCAUCUGCACCGCGGCCUUCCCGGCGGUGCCCUGUCCCCUGUUCGUCUGCGAGCCCCGCUACCGCCUGAUGGUGCGGCGCGCCGUCGAGUCCGGCGACAAGACAUUCGGCAUUGUCCAGCCGAACAGCAGCAAGUCCCGCUACUAUGACGUGGGCACCAUCCUGGACAUCCGCGACUGCGUCCAGCUGAGCGACGGCCGCUCGAUCCUCAGCACGAUCGGGUGCAAGCGCUUCAAGAUCCUCGCGCGCAACGAGAAGGACGGCUAUGAGACGGCCAAGGUGGAGUACAUCUGCGACGAGCCCAUAGCCGAGGAGCAGGUUAAGACGCUGGCCAGCAUGCUGAGCCUCGUCCUGGCCAAGGCCAUCGGCUGGUUCGAGAGCCUCAGCACCGAGCAGAAGCACGAGAUCCUCCAGAGCUAUGGCCAGAUGCCAGCCCUCGAGGUGAAUUGGGAGAUGAUCAGCGAUGGCCCCGCCUGGGCCUGGUGGAUCAUUGCCCUCCUGCCGCUCUCCCAGCAGCUCAAGGUGGACAUUCUGGCCACAACCUCGCUGGAGAAGCGCCUGAGAGCCAUCGAAAAAACACUCGAUUUGCUGCACGAUCUCAGCCAUCCGCAGCAGGAGCCGCACCACCACCACCACCACCAUCACCACCAGCAGGCGCCGCAGUCGCCCCACCAGCAGCCGCACGACCUGAGUGGACUGGAUCUGGACUGCGAGGAGCAGGACACGGCCUCUGCGGCGGCGGAUGAAUGCUGCCUCUAUGCGGAGGCCGCCGGCACUGAACCUCACACAGACGAAGAGCUGCUCCUCUAGGGGAGGAGGUCGAAAACAAGAGAUAUAUAAGCUUAAGCUUAAGCAUAAGAUAUACUAUACAUACUAUACACUAUAUAGACGAGUAUGUAGCUAUAGGAAAGAUUAAGAGGUAGACGCGGGAACCGAGAACCGAGAAAAUUGUAAAUUGUGUGUCUAAAGCCAUUUCGUCGUUACAUGUUAAUCCUAGGGGCCAAAACCGAAAGCGAGACAACUUUAGAAGAACCAAAAUUAUCACUAGAUCAGCAAACAUAAUCGAUAGAUGUAUAUGUAUAUGAUGUGUACACAAGUCUGUAUAGAAACCCCCCCUGAAACCCCUGAAACGACCCCCAAGAACAACCCAGUGAAACAAUCAAAAGUUUGCUUUUGGCUUAAGCCCAUAGCCCCUGCCCCAGCCCCAGCCCCUACCCCCCCACAGGUCCUACUACUCUUCGAACAACAACAACAAACCACAUUCCACAAGUCUUUCAGAUACGUUUGCCAUACCAAAAAACAAAAAAGAUACAAGUCGAAAAUCAAUUGUGCAUUGUAUAAUCUUCAACAAACAAAAACAAACUCAUGGUUUCUACAAACAAACAAACAAAAUACACAAAUUUUAACUAAAUAUUUGUAGUGAAAGUAAAUACCAACAAUUCAAAGGCCAACAAACAUACACUGAACAAAACAAAAGCGGGACGACAAGAAACAACCAACAAACAUUGGGGAAACUUGAAACUUCAAAAGGAAUCGUCAACUUCUUUUCAUUUACUCUUUUUGUAUAAAGCGGCUGGAACUCUAAGACAAUCUGCAAUAUUUUUUUGAUAUACCUAAAAAAAAAAA
Messenger RNA from Drosophila pseudoobscura, 5766 nucleotides. RefSeq lists its product as uncharacterized. The coding region runs from base 1438 to 4950 and encodes 1170 amino acids. NCBI's taxonomy places the organism in Eukaryota, Metazoa, Arthropoda, Insecta, Diptera, Drosophilidae. The transcript is spliced from 7 exons. The record is from RefSeq and is a predicted model, not a curated record. Gene Ontology annotation, molecular function: protein binding; ubiquitin protein ligase activity.